Molecule: messenger RNA, 2181 nt
Organism: Loxodonta africana (African savanna elephant)
Lineage: Eukaryota; Metazoa; Chordata; Mammalia; Proboscidea; Elephantidae
Gene: KLK5
Product: kallikrein related peptidase 5
Exons: 11
Coding region: 335-2086 (583 amino acids)
Biological process (GO): proteolysis
Cellular component (GO): secretory granule
Molecular function (GO): serine-type endopeptidase activity
Source: RefSeq, a predicted model, not a curated record
UUGGAGAGGGAAGAAAGCCAGGAGUCUCCCUAGGAUAAACUUCCCCUAUUACUAGGACAGCAAACUAGACAGCCCAGAGAAAUAGAAAGAUUUAGUCAAUACCAUAUUGUUAAGUCAACCACUGUGGCUCCAGAUUUUCUUCAGAGCCUGCCUUUUUGGGACCCUCAGAGGGAAGGCAUGGAUUGGGGAAAGGAGACAUCAGAAGCCUAGAUGAGAAGGACAUAAAUCAAGAGUCAGGGGAGCAUAGCAGGCCAGAGAGGAAGGAGAGGAUGAGGAAGAAGAAGAGGGGGGAGUCUUGGCUGACUAAUCGAGUUUCUGGAUUCCUUUCUCAGGAAUGGUUAUGAAGAUGCUGAUUCUAACACUGGUUCUCAUCACAGCAGCCUGGGCAGAGGAGAAGAAUAAGCUGGUGCAAGGAUCAUCCUGUGAGAAGAGUUCUCACCCCUACCAAGCUGCCCUCUACAACUCAGGCCACUUGCUCUGUGGUGGGGUCCUCAUUCACCGAGAGUGGGUUCUCACCGCUGCCCACUGCAAAAAACCGAAUCUUCAAGUCUUCCUGGGGAAGCACAAUCUUCAUCAAACUGAAAGUUCUCAGGAACAGAUCUCUGUUGUCCAGACUGUGACCCACCCUGGCUACACCAAUGCCACCCAUGACCAGGACAUCAUGCUGUUGCGCUUGGCACAACCAGCUGAUCUCUCUGACCUCAUCAGGCCACUGCCCGUGGAGAGGGACUGCUCCUCCAGUGAAACCAACUGCCAAAUCCUGGGCUGGGGCAAGACAGCAGAUGGUAAUUUCCCUGACACCAUCCAGUGUGCACAUGUCAACCUGGUGCCUCGUGGAGAGUGUGAGCGUGCCUACCCUAACCAGAUCACCCAAAACAUGGUGUGCGCUGGGGAUAAGAAGUAUGGGAGAGAUUCCUGCCAGGGUGAUUCCGGGGGUCCCCUGGUGUGUGGAGGCCGUCUCAGAGGUCUCGUAUCAUGGGGCAACAUCCCCUGUGGGUCAAAGGCGAAGCCAGGAGUCUACACCAAUGUCUGCAGAUAUUUCAAUUGGAUUAAAAAAACCAUUAAUGCCAGGAGACGCUGCCGAGUGCCGGGAGUCCAGGAGGAGGCUGCAGCGGCAGCAGGACAGGGUAAGCUUGAGAGGUCUGCUGGACGACCUGGGAGCGGGCUUCCCACCCCCUACCUGGGGAACGUGGCAGGUGCGGUGGCCAUGGCUACAGCAGGAGCCAGCUGGACCUGGAUGCUCUGCACCCUCAUCAUGGUCCUGAUUCUGGGGGUCACAGAGCCUCUUCUCGCAGAUGAGGGUUCCUGCGAUAAUCCCUCACCUACUGGGCCCUCUGGGAAUAACCGGGACCUUGGAGCUGGAGCUGAGGAAGACGCUCGGGAGGACGACAGCAGCAGCCGCAUCCUAAACGGGACCGACUGCAAGGCACACUCCCAGAAAUGGCAAGCGGCGCUGUUGAUGAAACCCAACCAUCUCUACUGCGGCGCAGUGUUGGUGGCUCCGCAGUGGCUGCUCACGGCUGCCCACUGCAGGAAGCAUAUUUCCAGAAUCUUUCUCGGUCGACAUUCCCUGUCACCGGUCUAUGAAUCCGGGCAGCAGAUACUCCAAGGGAUCAAAUCGAUUCCCCACCCUGGCUACUCUCACCCUGGCCACUCCAGUGACCUCAUGCUUAUUAAAAUGAAUAGAAAAAUCCAUGAGAAUCAGAACAUCAAGCCCAUCAACAUCUCCUCCCAUUGUCCAUCUGCCGGGACCACCUGCAUGGUAUCUGGCUGGGGAACAACCAGCAGCCCCCAGGUUAAAUUCCCCAAGGCCCUUCAGUGCUUGAACAUCACUGUGCUGAGUGACGAGAGAUGCAGGAAGGCCUACCCAGGCCAGAUAGAUCGCACCAUGUUCUGUGCUGGAGACAAGGGGGGCAGAGACUCCUGCCAGGGUGACUCCGGGGGCCCCGUGGUCUGCAAUGGCAUGCUGCAGGGCCUCGUGUCCUGGGGAGAUUUCCCCUGUGGCAAACCCAGCAAACCCGGCGUCUACACCAACCUCUGUCAGUUCACCAAGUGGAUACAUGGCACCAUCAAAUCGAACUCAUGAGUCAUCCCAGGACCCAGCAUUCAGCUCCCGUCUCCACCACCACAAGUCCCCACUCCUGCAGGGACCCCCAACACUCCUUCCAGACCCCCGUUACU